UCAACAAAGCGAAAUCACCCCAGGGAACAGCUCUCUGAUAAACAUCAUUUGUUAUCACCUCGAUAAGUCACAGGAAAACACCCAAAGUUUCUCAGUAAGAGUGUCACACCCCGGGGUCAUCAAGUACCCCAUCAAGUACCCCAUCAAGAUCCCCAACACAUCAAAAAAGUCUGAACCCCUCGUGAACGAUCAGAUGACAAAAAUCAUUGAAAAGACUAGUCUGUGAAGUGCAUCCAGAGGUGCAUUGUUGCAGUGUCCACUCCCGGGGCAUGACUCCAAAAAAAAAAUAAUAUCCGAACAAAUUCCCCUUCGAUCAGCAACACCGCCUUCCUCUUAACAACUGCAACACUGUAAAAUAGCCAACCAAGAAUGAAAACACUAAUCGUGUGUCAUGGCUGACUCACCAGCAACAACAGAACAGAAUCAGCAUCAACGAGAGUUGGACAGUGAUUUUGUGUUCAAUUGGGCAGGAGCAUUAUCUCAACCCAAAUAAUCUCAAUGGACAAACCACCAGGGACAAUGUCCCCAGGAUUUUAACGAUAUUAAAACUGAAUUGAUAUCCUGCGUUAGUGAGGAAUGAGACGAGCGGAACUGAGAGAUAAUAAAAGCGUCAGUGAAUCCUUGUUCUCUGUUCUGUUCUGUCCCUUUCUGUUCUGUUAUUUUCUGUUGAGUUGUGUGAGUGAGAGGAAGAAAAAAAAUAGAUAGGCUGUAGGAAGCUAAACACUGCGAGUUGAGACUGGAAGACUCACUGCAUGAAUAGUGAAAUAUAAUCAUUUCAUCAUCAUUUCAUCGUAAAUUAUUGUGGGACAAAGAAAAUAUUGAAACAUAACCCAAAUGUGGUGGUUGGGUUGAGACAUUUCAGGGGAUUUUUAUUGGUAUUUUAUUGGGACUUAGUGGACUUGAGUAAUUUAAGUGACUUGUGCUCAAAUUGUUGUUGGAUAUAAAGAGACAAUCAUGAACUCAUUGAGUGAGUUCUGCUCGUUAUUCUGCUGUCCACCCUGUCCGUCCAGGAUAGUUGCUAAAUUGGCAUUUGCACCACCUGAGCCAACAUACAGUUUUAUCGAAGAUGAGGGCUCAAAAUUUGCCAUAUCUUUAUCGAAACGUGCCGAGUGGCAUUACACAGAGAGGGAGAAGGAGUCUGUUGAGGGUUUUUAUGCACGUACAUCACGUGGAAAUAGAAUAGCUUGUCUAUUUGUGAGAUGCUCGGCAACAGCGAGAUUUACCAUUUUAUUUUCCCAUGGCAAUGCUGUUGAUCUGGGACAGAUGUCGAGCUUUUAUUUGGGUCUUGGAUCCAGGAUAAAUUGUAACAUAUUUAGUUAUGAUUAUUCUGGGUAUGGGGUGAGUGGUGGAAAACCAUCUGAGAAGAAUCUUUAUGCUGACAUUGAUGCUGCCUGGCAUGCGCUCAGGACACGCUAUGGAAUCAGUCCUGAGAAUAUUAUACUUUAUGGCCAGAGUAUUGGAACUGUGCCUACUGUUGAUCUUGCUGCUAGAUAUGAAGUUGGAGCUGUUAUUCUGCAUUCACCUCUCAUGUCUGGGAUGAGGGUCGCUUUUCCUAAUACCAAGAGAACUUGGUUCUUUGAUGCAUUUUUGAGUAUAGACAAGGUGCCGAAGGUAAUGUCGCCAGUACUGGUGAUUCACGGUACAGAAGACGACGUAAUCAACAUCAGUCAUGGGCUGGCAAUCUACGAGAGAUGUCCCAGGCCGGUGGAGCCUCUGUGGGUUGAGGGCGCUGGUCACAACGACGUGGAGCUCUACAAUCAGUAUCUGGAGCGACUGAAACACUUCGUAAGCGUUGAAUUAGUAAACUGACGUAGAUUGAGCCUCCCAGACAAGGAGGGAGGACAGGGUGAAGGUGAGGAUGAUUUUGAUAAUAAAGAUAACGACUCAAUAUCAAACUACAUAAACACAAUAAGUCGUGC
Messenger RNA from Fopius arisanus, 1919 nucleotides. RefSeq names its product alpha/beta hydrolase domain-containing protein 17B. NCBI's taxonomy places the organism in Eukaryota, Metazoa, Arthropoda, Insecta, Hymenoptera, Braconidae. Bases 955 to 1809 code for a protein of 284 amino acids. Gene Ontology annotation, cellular component: plasma membrane; endosome membrane. Gene Ontology annotation, biological process: protein depalmitoylation. The record is from RefSeq and is a predicted model, not a curated record. The transcript has 3 exons. Gene Ontology annotation, molecular function: palmitoyl-(protein) hydrolase activity.